Cetraspora pellucida is the source of this 711-nucleotide messenger RNA. The record is from the annotation of a GenBank genome assembly. Lineage: Eukaryota; Fungi; Glomeromycota; Glomeromycetes; Diversisporales; Gigasporaceae.
AUGUCUCAACAAUUACCUCUCCAACCUGAACAAGAAUUACCAAAAGAUUAUAAAGAAAAUUUGAUUUUUGAUAAAAAUCAAGAUCUUAGUGAACAUGUAUUUAAAACUUGCUUGGACAAAAUUUGUAAAGAUGAUCCAAGAGAAAAAUCAAUCUUUUUAAUAAAACUUAAAGAAUUUUGUCAACUUAGAUGUGAUAUGAUGACUGAGAUAGAAUUUAAUUUGAAUUCUGUUCAUGACAGGAAUGAUUCAAAUUAUAAAAGAGCCAAGAAUUGUAAAGAAAAGAUUUUAUGUAGCCCUAAAUUUGAAGCACAACAAGAAUGUGAUUAUGUAAUAGAUGCAUAUUUUGAGCAUUUAUCCAAGCUUGAAUUAGGAGUUAAAGUGAGUAAAAUGGCUUCAACACGAAACUAUAAUACUGAAAAUAUAAUAUAUGAUGGUAUUGAAAUAACAGUUAGACAUAAAGAAUGCACUAAAUGUAAAAACCAAUUAAUAGAACCUAAGGAUUUUGAUUCAGAAUCUCUUUCACAAGAGUUUCAAGUUUCAUUACAUUCUUCAAACACAUAUUAUGAAACUGAUGCAGAUGAUUUUAUAGAACAAGACAAUUUCACUUAUAUAAUAAACCAGAAUGGUAUUGUUCUAAAUGACAAAUUAUAUUUUAGUGAUAGUGAACUUAGGAUAGAUGAUUCUUUAAGUUCCAAAUAUAAUUCUCUUUAA